AAGUGUCCUUGCGUGUAGGAUGAGUGUGAUUGGAUGACGCCAAGGAGGCGGACACGCCCCCUGUGCCGUGACCACUCCCCAUGCGACGUCAGACUACGCCCCCUGACGAACCAGGUCGCUGCUCCCGGACUGUGAGCUGCAUUGGUGCUGCUCAGCGAGCAGGAAGGCAAGCAGCGCGACGCUCGCUCCUCUCCCAGAAACUCUGCGCGUGAGUGUGCGCGUGCGCGCGACACCUAUGGCACACCACUGAGCAGGGCCAACGAGUCGCUGGCUUCUUUUCCUCCUUCUGACCCCCCGAGGGUGUAUGGGAAGUGCUCCUGGAUGGACCUGGGCGAGAGCGGCUGGUCCAUGGUCAAGCGAGAGGCAUCCAGUAGCCCAGGGUCACCGGCCGAGCCGAGCUACCUGCAGCCCGGUGACAGCCGGCGGAGCGGCGGCGCCCACAGCCCGGACGAACUGAGGACUCCCCCGGGCGACCUGGACGUGCUGCAGGGCGCCAGAACACUCCACCCUUACGCCCACUUCGGAGCCCACGGCAACCCGCUGCAGAGCUCCGGCGGCGAGGACGUUCCGCUCUUCACGGAUCUGGACCAGGGCGGGAAGCUGGUACUGUCGGGCGGCUCGCACAAGGCAGGCCUGCUGGUGGACCCGUCGGACAUGUACCAGAGCCUGGCUAUCGCCGCGGCCCAGAGCCAGGCCGGAUAUGAAUCGUCCUCCGGGGGCGCUUACAUGCACUCCAACCCCAACUCACCCGUGUACGUGACCAGCUCGCGGGUGGGCUCCAUGAUCCCGAGCCUGUCGUACCUGCAAGGUGGCAGCUCGGCGCAGCCCGGCCACGCCCACGCCGUCUCCGGCCACUCGGUGUGGUCGCAACCGGCCCCGGAGAGCCCGUCCUACGGCGCCGGCAGCCCGCACGCCGCGUCGGGCCGCUUUCAUUACCCGCCCAGCCCGCCCGCGAGCAACGGCGCGAGCCGCGACGUCGGCUAUGGCAACACGCUGAACGCGGCCAACCGGGCCGAGCAGUACGGGCUCCCGAGACCGCUCGGCGGGGCCUACCCGCCGGCCUACUCGCCCUACGUGACCCCGCCUCUGCCGCAGCUGCCGCAGCUGCCGUCGCCCUGGAGCGGCGGGCCCUUCGACAACGGCGUGCUACACACCUUGCAGAGCAGGGCCGCGCCCUUGAUCCGGGGCCCCAGCGGAGUUUCAGAUCUGCUCGAUGACAUGUGUGAGAGCAGGGAGUGCGUCAACUGCGGCUCCAUCUCCACGCCGUUGUGGAGGCGCGACGGCACCGGCCACUUCCUGUGCAACGCCUGCGGCCUCUACAGCAAGAUGAACGGCCUCAGCAGGCCGCUCAUCAAGCCGCACAAGCGCACCUCGACGUCCCGCAGGAUCGGCUUGUCGUGCGCCAACUGUCAGACGAGCACUACGACGCUGUGGCGCAGGAACGCCGAAGGGGAGCCCGUGUGCAACGCCUGUGGCCUCUACACUAAAUUACACGGAGUACCUCGGCCGCUGGCGAUGAAGAAAGAAGGCAUCCAGACGAGAAAAAGAAAACCCAAAACACUGAAUAAAACCAAGGGGGGCUCAGGAAGUAGCAACUCUGUCGCCAUGACGCCCACGUCCACCUCUUCUUCCAAUUCGGAAGACUGCUCGAAAACCAGCUCUCCUUCCACGCAAGUGGUCAGCUCGUCGGCGCUGCCAGCCUCGGGGGACGGCCCCGUACUCAAGUACCCCGGCUCGGACGGUCUGUUCGGCGCCGUGGGCCUGGCGCAGAGCAGCGAUGUGGGCUCGGUGAGGGGCGAGCCCUGGUGCCCCAUGGCAUUGGCCUGAGAGAGAGGAACCCCCGUGGAAAUACUCAAGCGCCGUUUCCUUCUUGGCUCAUGUAGCACAGCUGACAAAGAAGGACCGCCUCCGGAACAUUCCCGGCAAGCGUCGAAUCGCUGGAUUUUGGAGUCCGGAUUGACAGUUUUGGGAGCGGGAUGGCGCUCUGUCGGAUGCUUUUGCGCACCUACAAGCCUGUCCCUCCAAGAAGCCCCACGAGUGUGACGUUUCCUAAGAAGAGCCCCUCCCCCCCCAAAGUGUACAGAAUGGAUUUCCUCUCCAAGCAUUUGGAUACUCAAAGACCUUUUUGUUUUUUUUAUUUUCUUCCUUUUUCACAACUGGAAUCACCAUGCCUCAAGAAUCAAAAAGAAAAUAAUAUUUAUAAAUCUCCCAUUGUUGAGAAGAUGAUUGUAAUAAAGUGAUGGCUAUAGAAUAGACGCUCCAACCUUUCCCAUGUCUUUUUUUUUUUUUUUCCACCCGAGAGCGGUGACUGUCUUUGGUUCAAACAGGGUUUCGCCGAUGUAUGUCGUCGAGUUGAUAUUGUGGGAUUGUGUUCUAAACGCAAUGCAAAUAAUACCGCCUUAAGGUACUCUUGACAUCAUUAAAAACAAACGCACUCAGGCUCAGAAAGGUGAAAAGAAAAGUUAGGCUAAACUCAAUUCAUAAAUAAAUUAUAUACAGUAGAGCCCCAAAUACAGGUGGUUCAGCACCUAUUUGUGGAUUUCUUUUCCAAUAUUUAAAACAUUUAUUUAUAUGCCACCCACCCCCACACAUAUUCCCAUUUUCAUGGUAACCACAUCUUAGAGUUUGAUCUUUUUUCUUUUUUUGGAAGAAUAAUUUGGGGUUUAACAAAAUAAUUUCAAUGGCCGUCAAGUAUACAUGCAUGUUCACUAUUCGCAGUCCCAAUCCUGCGCAAACAGCAGAGCUCCACUCGAUGUAUUUUACCAGGCUGCACGGUGGACUUUUGGUUAGCGGCUCUGGCUUACAGUUGAGAGGAUCUGUAUUGAAUGAGGGCCUGGCUGAGUUAAUCAACCAAUAUUAACUCUUUUCAAAUCUGGAUUUUUUUUGGGUGGGGGUGAGGCGGUUCAACCCUUUCAUGCACCCUGUAGUCUUGAUAAGAUGAUAAGCUGUCCACUGUAGUAACCGCUGUCCGUGAAAGGGUUAAACCGAUUUCUGUACAAAAUAGAUUUUUUAUUCUUUUUUUCUUUUUUUUAACACAUUAGCACACAGGCGUCAAACUCAGCCGCUGCAUCAUUUGCACCGUGAAAGCAAAUCAUGUGCAUUGAGUGGAUGUUUCUUGCUACAUUUUUUUUAUAAUUAAAAACAAAUUCAAAACAAGUUAUCAAUUUUUGGGAUAAGAAGAGGAUGGAUGGAUGUAAUAUGAGAUUAUCAUGCAUUUAUUUGGGUUCAUAGACAUGAUGGCCCUCCGUAACACAAAUGUGGCCCGUUACAAGAAGUUUGACACUCCUGAAGACAAAGAUAAUGACGUGCCAACACCCCCUAAAAAUUGUCAUAUUUUUGCCCAUUUUUGUUUAUGUUGUAAAGUUAAACAAAUAUGAAAGGAUAAAGUGUUCUUAAACAGGAA
Messenger RNA from Hippocampus zosterae (dwarf seahorse), 3403 nucleotides. It is a transcript of the gene gata6, whose product is annotated as GATA binding protein 6. Gene Ontology annotation, cellular component: nucleus. Gene Ontology annotation, biological process: epithelial cell differentiation; cell fate commitment; negative regulation of transcription by RNA polymerase II. Bases 322 to 1827 code for a protein of 501 amino acids. The transcript is spliced from 7 exons. The record is from RefSeq and is a predicted model, not a curated record. Lineage: Eukaryota; Metazoa; Chordata; Actinopteri; Syngnathiformes; Syngnathidae. Gene Ontology annotation, molecular function: RNA polymerase II cis-regulatory region sequence-specific DNA binding; DNA-binding transcription factor activity, RNA polymerase II-specific; zinc ion binding.